Humulus lupulus (European hop) is the source of this 396-nucleotide messenger RNA. RefSeq lists its product as uncharacterized. The transcript has a single exon. Lineage: Eukaryota; Viridiplantae; Streptophyta; Magnoliopsida; Rosales; Cannabaceae. The coding region runs from base 1 to 396 and encodes 131 amino acids. Gene Ontology annotation, molecular function: 3'-5' exonuclease activity; nucleic acid binding. Gene Ontology annotation, cellular component: nucleus; cytoplasm. The record is from RefSeq and is a predicted model, not a curated record.
AUGAGCAGUUUCGUCAUUACUCGAUCUCUGAAGAGCUUUAUUAGUGAUCCAAACAACACAUUUGUGGGAGUUGGAGUUGAAGAUAUCGUUUCUAAUCUACGUCAUGAGUAUGGAAUAUCAUGUUGCGAUGAUGAGAUGAAGAGGUUGAUUGAUGUACGUAGUUUGGCUAAAGAACGUUACCCCUUUAGCUUCGGUGGAAGAGCAGAGCUGAUUGGCCUCAAAACACUUGCUUAUCAAUUGGUCAAACUUCCUCGGUCGAAACCACGUAAGGAUAAUAUUGUUUAUUUAAGUCAUGAUUUUGAGUCUUUGAAGCUUGAGAAGGAGCUUGUUAAGAGUGCUUGUAUUGAUGUUUAUGCUUCGUUUAGAAUUGGUCACAAGCUAAUCAAGGAAAUCUAA